UCUGGUUUAUUUCCUCUAACUUAUGUUGAAAAGCGGAUGUCUUCAGUUUUUCGUCUAAAAGACAGACAGGAGGAAAGAACUCGCCUCAUACAAGGUCACAGCCUUAACAUCAUUUAUGCAGACAGACGUUUAAAGCCUCCUUAUCUGGGUGACUAAAGGAGAAGUGACACAGAGAAACAGUUUAUUGGAUGAAAACAUGAAAAUCAGCCUCCUCCUCCUGAUUAUUCUUCUCCUGGAAGGGUUAUGGGAGGCCAAAGCCAUAACAGGAGAGGUGGGAAACCCCAUUGAAGUUAAAUGCUCUCACACGUACGCCGACACCAAUGUGAAGUAUUUUUGUAAAGACCCGUGUUACGAUAAAGACGUCCUGAUUACAAGCAAGACAAUCUCCAACAAGAAAUACACAAUAAGAGAGGAAGGAAACACAUUUUAUGUGACAAUCCACAAUCUGAAACUGGAAGACUCAGGAACCUACUGGUGUGGAAUCGAGAGAGUCGGUGCUGACACCUAUAAUAAAGUUCUUCUCACAGUGAUACAGGGAGAGGAGACUCAUGGAGACAUCUGGAUGUCACAGGGUUCUAAGACGCUGUUUUUUACUGGAGCUGGACUCUCUGUGGUUGUCCUGGUUCUGGCGAUCGCUGUCCUGUUAUUCUUUACAUUCAGGAAAAAAGAUGUCAGAACACCAUCUGGAAAGGAUACCAUAGCAACCAUUCAGGAAAAAGGUCGACCCUGUGGCACCACCACUCCCUCAAAUGAAGGUCAAGAACGACGUCUGUCUCCUGCAAGCCAAGAUCUCCUGGAAACAAACAUCUCUUUGGAGCCUCAGAUCCAAUCGGAUGACCUGUGCUACUCCUCCGUCAGCUUCAAACCUGUCAGCUGCAACAGCGCCAGAUCUCACAUCGAGUCCACCACAUAUUCUUCUCUUAAAUGCAAAGCUCCACCUUUGAUUAAGUCUGAACUAAGAUCUGGAUUCAACUUAAAGUAGAACAGAUUCUUUGGGAGAUCAAACAAAAAUCGAGUUCAGAAAUUCUUGCAAAGAGUUUCUUUAAAAUAUAAUUUGGAAGUAUUUUAAAUACUAUCUGCUCUUGACUCAAAGAAAAGCACAAGUAUGCGCACAGCACAAAGUUGAUGCCAAAGUGAAACAAGCCAACGCCAUCUUAGUUUCGCUCAGUUGCAGUAACAUCCCUCCCACCAAACCGAUGGAGCGCUGUGAUUGGCCCACCGAACCAACAAAGGGCUGUGAUGGUCAGGGCCAAUGGAGCGUGGCUGGAUGGACAUGCAAAUGAGCAUAAUUUUGUGUUUGCUACUCUCCGUCUAGAUUUCUAGGCUACGUUUUUGUUUUGUAAACCACUUUGGGGGAUUUUUAGAACCCUGGAAGGUGCUAUGCAGAAUGGGUGCUUUACUAUUUGUGUGUUAGAUGGAGUCACCUGAACAGAGGGAUAAGCACAAAUUCUCUUUCACCUUAUAACUUGAGGCCAUGAAUUUUGGAUUUCCCAUUAUCUCAUUACAACAGUGGAAAGCAGUGAUAUCUUUGGUACUGUAGGUGCAUUAACAACAGGUAGUGAUACAGGAUUGAUGCUUCAAGUCAGCACACACCUUCCUCUUUGUGUUUAUUCCUCUUUAGUCACAUUAUAUUUUACAGUAAAAAUGUUAAGUUUAAUGCGAGAGAAAGGAGAAGCUGAGGCUCAUUAGAGAGGAGAUUCUUACGGUGAAAGGAGGGAUUUUUACCACAAUGAGGAAUUUAAUUAAAGUCUUUUUGUGCUUGAUGGCAGGUAAUAUUUUCUCUGGUGGAGAUUUCUGGUUAGAACUUAAUUUUAAGUUUGUUUAAAUUAUCUUUUAACAGUUUGUGCAGGUUUUCUAUCAGCAACAAAUAAUGAUGGAUUAUUCAGCAAAAACUGUGAGUACAACAAUGUACUGUUACUAAUUUUACUGUCCACACCAAAGUAAAAGCAUGUGUUUGUUUGCA
This is a messenger RNA of Nothobranchius furzeri (turquoise killifish), 1963 nucleotides long. Its product is annotated as CMRF35-like molecule 1. Lineage: Eukaryota; Metazoa; Chordata; Actinopteri; Cyprinodontiformes; Nothobranchiidae. Gene Ontology annotation, cellular component: plasma membrane. Gene Ontology annotation, molecular function: transmembrane signaling receptor activity. The record is from RefSeq and is a predicted model, not a curated record.